Cotesia glomerata is the source of this 1822-nucleotide messenger RNA. RefSeq lists its product as uncharacterized. The record is from RefSeq and is a predicted model, not a curated record. Lineage: Eukaryota; Metazoa; Arthropoda; Insecta; Hymenoptera; Braconidae. The transcript is spliced from 3 exons. The coding region runs from base 293 to 1420 and encodes 375 amino acids. Gene Ontology annotation, molecular function: sequence-specific DNA binding.
CCUGGGGCUAGAACGAGCGAUAAAGUAAAAAGAGUAAACUAGUAUGUCACAAGAUUUUAGUUCUUUUUGAGGGCGCUAGUAGUCUAGUUGCACGACAGCUGAUUACAAGCUGCUAUUUCAUGCGGAGCACACUAAACUUUAAAUAAAAAUAAUAAUAUUAGAACUGAAUAAAUGAAAUAGCAAACGCGUAUGAUUUCUAUUAAUAAUUUAUCAAUAAAUAAAUAAAAAUAAUCAAAACUUUGAGCUAAACCUUGUAUUGAGUGAUUUAAAAUGAGAAAUAUAUAUUAAGAACAUGCCGGGUUGUUUAGUACCAGGAUGUACUUCUGGUUACAAAUCGAACUUUGAAAAAGUUCAUUUUUUUUCUGUGCCCAAAGAUGAAAAAUUAAAGGAGCAGUGGCAAAUUGCAAUAAAAAGACCCAACACAUUAGUUUCAAAAACACAAGUGGUUUGUGACAAACAUUUUUUAGCUGGAGAUAUAAUUCGAAGUCGACAGUUGUUAGGUCCAGAAGGAGAAGUUCUGGGAGUAUCACCAUAUCGGCGACCGCGACUAGCACCUGGAGCUGUACCUAGUUUAUUUCCUUGGACAGAGGUGAUAUCAUCUGAUAAUGACAUUGAUGCUAACCCUGAGACUUCAGAAGUAAAUCUAGUUCCUGAUCAUAGUAAUGCAUCAGAAAAGCAAGUUGUUGAUACAUUUUCUGUCAAUAUUAAUACUGUGGACAGGCUUGAGGAGCUUCAAGUGGGUCAAUCUUCUGAUGUUUGUUUAUACACUGACACGCCAGCAAAUAUUAUAAAUAAUUUGGAAGCUUUGGAAGCAAAUAGUUGUUGUAAUUCAGUGGAAGUAUUUAAUUUUGAAGCUUUAUUGACUAGUAAUAUGGAAUUACCAAGUUCAUGGAUGCGUAAUAAUAUAAAAUAUAAAGAAGAGUCUCUGAUCAGCUUUUCUUAUCUUAUAUGCGAUAUGAUCGAUGGAAAAUAUUUAAGUUUCAAUCUGAAAGAGGUGAUAGUCGACUCAAAGUUGGAAUUAUAUACACAUAUACUAGAUAAGCCUUUAAAUGUCUCGCCUUACUUUAAUGUAAAAAAAAGUAUCACAAGUGUCAACGAUUUGGAGGAGUAUUUACGCCAGGUUAACUCUCUAAAAGUUUGUCGAGGUAUUGUAAUUCCUGAUAUCAAUGAGUAUGAAAAUUCUGAUGCGUUAGUUAUAGAUAAAAGGAACAUGGUAAGACGUGAGACAUGCACUCUCUUAUGCCACUCAACGCAAUGUAAUGCGUGUCAUAAUGCAAGUAGAGCCUUAGUCAGAAAAAGGAAACGCAACAACACAAAUUUGCAAGAUUCUAGAUCAAUAAAUAAAAAAAGUAAUGUACUUUCGAGUAAAUUCAAGUCACAUGCUAAAGUAAAUUCUGGCAAUGACCACGUGAAAAAUUGAAACAAAAAUUAAGUAGAUCCAUACAGCGGAAAAAUCAGUUGCAGUUGGCGAAUAGAACAUUACGAAAAAAUUUGAAAACCUGUCAAAAGACAAUGUCUCAAAAAUCUGAAGCUAGUGUUCUUAAUAAAUUACGUUCGAAUGAUGUUGCUAAAAAUCAAUGUGAUGUAGUUCAAGAAAUCUUGAAAGCAUCACACUGCAAAAAUUCUAGCGGCCGUCGAUACUCUGAGAACUGGUUGAUGUUAUGUAUGUUGCUAUACAUGCGGUCUGUUUCAGGAUAUAAUUUUAUCCGUGAUAAUAACAUUUUGCCAUUACCAUGCGUCAGUACAAUGAGAAGGAAUCUUGCAUCGAUAAACACACAGUGUGGAUUUGACUCAGAAUUUUUCGAAGCAUUCACUAAUUUUU